This is a messenger RNA of Pseudomyrmex gracilis, 811 nucleotides long. RefSeq names its product magnesium-dependent phosphatase 1-like. NCBI's taxonomy places the organism in Eukaryota, Metazoa, Arthropoda, Insecta, Hymenoptera, Formicidae. The transcript has 4 exons. The record is from RefSeq and is a predicted model, not a curated record. Gene Ontology annotation, molecular function: acid phosphatase activity. The coding region runs from base 240 to 719 and encodes 159 amino acids.
AAUACUGACCAGCGAUUGGUCGAUUUGCUUACGACCUUACGACUACGUCGUUUACUACUAAACUUUUGCCACGUGCAAUGGCCUUUAUGGAGCUGGCCGCUCUCAGCUCUCAUUCUGGUCUUCUCUCUGAUACACGUCAUUGAUACAGUUGUCAAAGGCCAGUAAUCAUAAUCGGAUGUAAUACGUUUUUUCUGAGAAUUAGGAAAUUAAAUUUUACUCGAACCAGCAAUAGCGCACAAAUGGAGAGAAAACCGAAAGUUAUUGUCUUCGAUUUAGAUUACACUUUAUGGCCAUUUUGGGUUGACACUCAUGUAGAUCCUCCAUUUAAAAAAGGAUCACAUGAUAAGAUAGUAGAUGCACAUGGUAAAACUGUGCAAUACUACACUGAUGUACCAGAUAUAUUAAAACAAUUAUCAGAAGAAGGAUAUGAACUUGGUGUAGCAUCGCGUACAUCAGAAAUAAAGGGUGCUAAUCAAUUAUUAGAUCUAUUUGGAUGGAGAAAAUAUUUCAAAUAUAUUGAAAUAUUUCCUGGUAGCAAAGUCACACAUUUUUUUAAUAUUCAAAAAAAUUCUCAAAUCGAUUUUAAAGAUAUGAUUUUUUUUGAUGACGAAUCCAGAAAUAUUGUAGAAGUUGGAAAACUUGGAGUACAUGCCGUGUUAGUUAGAGAUGGUGUAACUAGGCAAGUUAUAAAAAGUGCUUUACAAUCAUUUAAUAAUUGAUAAACUUUAAUAAUUCAUAACUAUUGUGUAAUAUGUACAAAAUAUUUUUGAGUUAAUAGAAAUCUUGAUAGAAUAGAAAGUUUUAAGUUUUA